UGUCUAUCGUCAUUGCCCACGAGUACCUUGAGAAUAUUUUGGAAAGUAUUCAUAGUAGAUCAAGCCGUUACCUAAAUCAACCAAAUCAAACAUCCUUUUUCGUACUGUUUUUUUGUUUUUGGCUUGUUUCGUUCCAAAAGACACAAGUACGAGUACAAAUAAAGAAAAACCACUCAAGUCAAUCGACUGACAUAAUAUUGCGUACCAAAAGCCUUCUCACCGUUUGAGACAAACACGGCCAUGGCAGAUCAUACUCGAGACAAGACCACCAACGUGGUCGGGGGCGUCAAGUCGGCCCUCAGGGGCAUCAAGGGUACCGGGGACGUCAUCCGUGGGACGGUCAACGAGGGCGUCGACACCGCCUUCGACGACAAACACGGUGAAGUCAAGAAUCGUGCGGUCAAGGAAAAAGGGGAGGCGGAGAUGAAACAAGCGGACCAGACUCUCGGUGGUGGCCGCCCCACCACGACCGGCGCGACCGGUACUGGACUCAAGACCGGUGGACUUGGAAGGGGUACCACGUCGCCGACCACAGCCACACGCGGAACGACGACUGGGACGACGACUGGAACCACAACCGGCGCAGGUGCACAUUCCGGCGGUGUUGGCAAUUUGAGCAGUGGCGUGGCGUCUCAGCGUGGACAAGGUGGUGAACCUGGACCGACGCGGGAGAUGUUUUGAUUGAAUUUUUAACAACCCAAACUGUGGUGCCUUUUUCCUGAGAACAACACAAGGAGGCGGCAGUGCAUCGAACCAUGAGGGACGGACUACCAAGCAGCGGCGAAUAGUUCGGUUCCACUCACCGCUCUGUUGCUCUCUCUACAUACCCAUCAAUAGUCAUCAGAGUCAUAA
Molecule: messenger RNA, 852 nt
Organism: Exophiala oligosperma
Lineage: Eukaryota; Fungi; Ascomycota; Eurotiomycetes; Chaetothyriales; Herpotrichiellaceae
Exons: 1
Coding region: 241-681 (146 amino acids)
Source: RefSeq, a predicted model, not a curated record